CCCACUCAAUCGAGAUGGCUGCAAAUGCUGGCUCUGCUGCUGCCGGUGGAGAGGUGAAGGAAGAUCCUGAGAGACUGAGGUUUCAGACUGAGCUCGAGUUCGUCCAGUGUCUCGCCAACCCUCACUACCUCAAUUUCCUAGCUCAGCAGGGCUAUCUGAAGGAGCCAGAGUUCAUCAACUACCUCAGCUACCUACAGUACUGGAGACAACAGGAGUACGCCAAGUUCAUCAAGUAUCCCCAAUGUCUCCAUUUCCUCGGUCUCCUCCAGUCGGAGUUCUUCAGGCGAGAGUUGGCCUACGCCCAGUGUGCCAAGUUUAUAGAGGAGCAGCAGCUGCAGCACUGGCAUCUCUACAACAAGAAGAGGUCUCAGUUCCAGCAGAAGAUAUUGGCUAAAGGAAAGCCUGUGCCAGUUGACAAAUGACUUCUCUUUCUUCACUAAGACUUUACCCUCCCUCUCAUUGACUUCCAGUUUCAACUCUCUGUCGCAAUCAUAACAUUUUUAUAUUAUCAAAGACCCUACAAUCCCACAAUGAUCUGACGGAACAUUUACAAAAUUUUUAUAAAAGAUGAUGAUAAAAACACUCAAAAAAUACAUAUAGCUGCUGGUGAAAAAUUGAGGUCGGUCAGUCAAAAUUUGAGUAGAGUUCAAAGGAAACGAGGAACUCUAGGACGGAGGAAUAGCAGAACUUGUACUGCUCAAAAGUGGCAACCAGUCCAGGUUGCUGCUGGCGGAGGGCAUGGACGAAGAAGAAAAUGUCGACAACUCCCUCCACCUUCAGCUGCUCCAGCACACUGCUGAGGACACAGAACGUCCCAGCUCUACCAAUGGUGGUACUGCAUAGGGUGGUCAGGGA
Geodia barretti is the source of this 855-nucleotide messenger RNA. NCBI's taxonomy places the organism in Eukaryota, Metazoa, Porifera, Demospongiae, Tetractinellida, Geodiidae. The record is from the annotation of a GenBank genome assembly.